CUGUUCCUAGAUAUAAGAUGUUUAGAAGAAUUUUCAUGUUUCAAUAUGUAAGAUGUUAUCAUAUUUCUAGGUAACUUUAACUUUAUCAAAAACUGUGCAACCAAUCAAAUUUAAUAGUUUUAUUUUGUAAUUGGUUGAAUGCUUUUAAUUUAUAGUUUUAAUGUUAUUUUCUAGACAAAAAUUAAUUUUUCUUAAUAUGUAUGUUUUUAACUAAACAUCAUUUAUUUAGGAAAAGAGGGAAUAUUCAUUUUAUUCAAGGCUUGACUGACUCAUUUAAAUGCAGGCGGAUGCAAAAGUUAAUAGAAGUAGACGACUGUGGAAUUAAACCUUUUAAUCCGAUCUAUGACUUAUGUAAUUGAUGCAGAUACUUAUAAGUGAUUGAUUAGCAAAUCCAAUAAUGAUAUAAACAAUAUGAAUAUACUCCCUUCCUUUCGGAAGAUUUUCUCAUUUUUCAAGUUUAUUAAAAAUAUUAAAAAUAUUUACAAUUUAUUUUUCAAUACAUUACUAUCCACUAAUAAAGUUUAAUCAGUUCAAAUAUUCACAUUGUUUUUCAAAAAUAUACAAAACUACUUUAAAAAUAUAGAAAAUUUAUUUUUGUGGAAUAAAAAUAAAUUCUAAAAAAAAUUAUAUAACUGAAAAAAUAUAUUAUUAUGGUAAAAUAUAAAUUAUUAAUUUAAUAUAAUAAUUAUAUUCCAUAUAUAUGAUAUUAAUAUUUAUUAUAGUUUAGAUGAAAUUAUAAUUUUGUAAGUCUAAAACGCAGACUAGUCAGAGCCCCUGAGGAUUAAAAUUAUUAAUGGGCAUAAACAAAACGUAUUGUGAUAGGCCAUGGGUUAAUGUUAGGCCCAUUAGAACUGGCCUUUUUUGACCGUCGGAUCAGGAAGAAGAACUUGAUAAGUAGAAUGCAAACCGUUUUUUAAUCAAACGAACGGCACGCGUUGUUCUGACCGUUGGUCAGUCCCAAAAGCCAGCCGUAGACGAUGUCGUUUUUCCACAUUGUACGUCUUCCGUAGCUUUCCCGGAGCGGAUCUCUUCGUCUGUGUGAUCGGAGGAUCCUUACCCAGAAAAAGAGAGAGAGAGAGAGAAAAACAAGCUACCAAAUUGAUAUGGCUUCGACGAGCAGACCUAAUCAUCUCGAAGAAGAUGAUGAUGCAGAAGAAGAGGUGCAACAUUUCGCUGACUUUACUCUUGCUUCUUCCUGGGAAAGGUUCAUUUCAGAUAUUGAAGCAAAUUGUCGUCAAUGGUUAGCCGAUGGUCCCAAAAACCUCGUGGAAAAGGGUGCUGUUGCAAUGGAAGAUUCCAAGAAUCUGUUUAAGGUUAAAAACGACUUGAGAAGUGUGACACAGAGCUACUGCAUGGAGUUCUACUUCCAAGUUGACGAUAAUGGUAGCCAACAAGCGGGAUUUGGUGAUUCGAACAGUGGUUUACAUGAUCUCCAGCUUUGCUUUGGAGUGAAGGAUUUUCUGUUGAUUGCUCCACAAAGUGCCAGUGGGGUGCUUCUUGAUGCACCAGAGUCUAGCAAGCUUCUGAGUGCCGUUGCUAUUGCUUUGUCUAACUGUGCCAGCUUGUGGCCAGUCUUUGUUCCUGUGCAUGACCCUUCACGGAAAGCUUAUAUUGGGAUCCAGAACAUGGGCACUGUUUUUACUAGAAGAUUUGAAGCAGAUCUUAUUGGUAGUCAAGUCCCUAUGAAACUCAUGCACCUAGAAGGACUAUAUGAGUUGUUUGUUUCUAAGUUUGUUUAUUCUGGAGUGGACUUCUCGAUGCAUAAUUUCAAAGUUCAUUUUAUGAUGAGGCUAAAAUACCAGACCUUCACAUCUGACGAGGAGGAUGAGGAAAGUGAUAUGGAUGAAUAUAUGGGUGACAAAGCUGACACUGAAGAACACAAUGGCUCUGAGUCUCGCAACAAGGUUAACUGGGACGAUGAUUGUCCUUGGAAUGAGUGGUACUCUGCUGAAGAUCCACUUAAAGGGUUCGAAUUGGUGGCCACAUGGGCUGACAGGACUGUAGAAAACACACUUGGGAUGGCUGAACUUGAAAAUGAUUCACCCCAUGAAGCUGAGAAGUGGAUUUUACGCCCAAUCCUCUCACCAUAUCUGGGUGAGCCUUCUCAUGGGAAACGAAUUGAUUUUGCUUCCCAACUACUUGGCUUGGUUGAAGCAUUAGAUGCGUCCUUCAUAGCUCAGUUUAUGGAGGAUUUCGUCUCAGUGGAAAAUCAAAGCUCUGAAAGUUUGAAGACCUCAGUGGUCAUACCUCCUCCAACAGCUCUUGAUCGGGUGAUCAAAGAUCUCUUUCAUCAGGGAUUUAAACUCCCAGAUUUUACUAAAGGCGAACACAGGCUUUCUCGAGCUCUUAAGGCUGCACCACUCGAAUCCCUGUUUACACAGUUCUGUUUGCACUCACUGUGGUUCGGCAACUGCAAUAUCCGUGCCAUUGCCUUUCUCUGGGUAGAGUUUGUCCGUGAAGUUCGUUGGUGUUGGGAAGAGUCACAGCCGCUGCCAAAAAUGCCAAUUGACGGUUCUAUUGAUUUGUCCACUUGUUUGAUCCACCAGAAGUUGCACCUGCUUGCAAUUUGCAUUGAGAAAAAGUGUGAAAUGAACGAAGAGUUUCUAGACUGUAUAGGAAGUGAAGAAGACAGUUCAGAGGCUUCUGAUCCUAUUGAGGAACACCACAAGGUCGACGACAGAAGAAAUGCAUCCUCAGAAGAUCUGCUGAGGAAACGUGACAGCUCAAUUACAGAAGAUUCAUCUGAUCGACUCAGAUAUGAGAUGGAUACUGAAAGCACAAAUUCUGUGAACCAAGGCCCAACACAUGCCAUCAGGAGGGGUUCAGCUGGACCAGUGGGGACCAUGAUGCUCCUGAAGUUACAUGAGCGACUCCAUGCCCCAUUUACCCAAGAUCCACCUCUUAUGACGGAAGACAUGCACGAAGAGAGACUCCAGGCAGUUGAGGCGUUUGGUGAUUCUCUUAACGUUCCUGGCCAGUUGGAGAAAGACAUCUUAUUAUCCGAUAUGUCAGCAUUCAAAGCAGCAAACCCAGAUGCUGUAUUUGAAGACUUUAUCAGAUGGCACUCACCUGGUGAUUGGGAGAGCUCUCAGCCUGAAACCGCCGAAGAAUCAUCAGGCUCCAUCACUGAAGACUCAGAGGAUAAAUGGCCUCCUCAAGGCCGCCUUUCUCAACGGAUGUCUGAUCAAGGAAAUCUGUGGAGGAAAAGUUGGAGCGAUGCACCCGCUUUGCCAGCCGAUGAGCAAAAGCCCCUCCUAGACCCAAACCGAGAGGGAGAAAAGAUUCUUCAUUACCUGGAAACGGUGCGCCCCCAUCAGCUUCUUGAGCAGAUGGUCUGCACAGCCUUCAGAGGAUCAGCCGACACUCUUAACCAGACAAACUUCGGGGACAUGAGACAGAUGACCUCUAAAUUGGAGCAACUCUACCUCAUCAUCAGAUCUACUUUGGGAGUUCUACAACGCAACAAUGUUCCGGACAGAGAACAGACGGUCAAAGAUCUGAGACGUCUCUGCGUGGUCUUCGAACACGUGGAGAAGUUGGUAACGGUCGCAGCGUCUCUUCACAGAAAGUUCCUUGAAGCACCGCGCCUUGCUCAAGUUAUAUUCAGUGACUUCUACAGCACUUAUGAUCCAGUGAUGGGAAUAAACUCAAACGACGAAGAGAACAAAAGCAGGACGGAGAUGGAAGUAGGGAGUCAAGAAGUGAGUAUGAGAGAGAGACAAGUUGUGUCGAGUCUGUUCUCUCCGCCAUCAGCGAACCAGUCUUGGAGAAAAGUGUUGAGCAUGGGAAAUCUUCUAAACGGACACGAACCAGUUCUCAGGGAGAUCAUUUUCUCCACUGGAGACGAUGUUAACAACGGAAUCCAUUACGCAGCCGCUGCUGACGUGGCGGCCAGCGGUGACCGGAGAGGGGAAGAAAUCGAGACACACCGAAUGUAUGUCUCUGGAACGUCUAACGAUCUCCGCGUUGCACUCUCUGUUACUUCCUGCGAUUAAUUAUUAUUUUUGUUUCAUUUUUCGAUAUCAACACAUUUUUAGUUGAUAUAAAUUAGCAAAUGAAGAAAUUUCAAACGUGCAAAUUAGCAAAAUGGUAGACUGAAAUGCUGAUCCUGCA
Molecule: messenger RNA, 4113 nt
Organism: Brassica rapa (field mustard)
Lineage: Eukaryota; Viridiplantae; Streptophyta; Magnoliopsida; Brassicales; Brassicaceae
Product: rab3 GTPase-activating protein catalytic subunit
Biological process (GO): positive regulation of GTPase activity
Molecular function (GO): GTPase activator activity
Source: RefSeq, a predicted model, not a curated record